AUUGGUUCAUUAUGAGUCAGGCUCAUUUAUUUAUUGUUUGGAGGAAGGGGUAUUCGUGCACACACAAAAAAGCUUAUCAUUGGUUACUGGCUGACUAGCUCCAAAACGAAAACAUAUUUGAGUGUGUUUUUGGUUUUAGUUGGCCAAAAUGUUGCACUGAUAUUUUCUAUUUCUCAGGCUAAUACAUCGCUACCUAUAAACUGGGGUCCUGUCUCAUAUGCGUGCGUCAGUCGCUGAAACAGAACACGAGUGCAGUACCAUUCGCAUUUCAAUCAUCUUGUUAGUAAAAUAAAUUUAGCUACACCAGAACGUUGCUUCGCAGGUUCAUAUUUAGAGUGGUGUGUGUUUCCAAAAUGGGGAAGAGAAGUCGACUGAGAAAGAAGGAGCAUCAAAAUAAUAGCAAGCCUGGUGGAAGGGAUAACCGGGACAAUGCUGGUUGGGGUGCAGGCUACGCUGACAUAAUCAAGGAGAACAAGCUGUUUGAGGCAUACUACCAGGAGCUGGGCCUGGUGCCUGAGGGGGAGUUUGACCAGUUCAUGGAGGCUAUGAGAGAACCGCUGCCCGCCACCAUCCGCAUCACUGGAUACAAGAGCCAUGCCAAGGAGAUCCUCCACUGUCUGAAGAACAAGUACUUCAAGGAGAUCCAGGAGGUAGAGAUCGACGGGCAGAAGAUAGAGGCUCCUCAGCCUCUGAGCUGGUACCCAGAUGAGCUAGCGUGGCACACCAACAUGAGCAGGAAGAUCCUGAGGAAGUCUCCUCUCCUGGAGAAGUUCCAUCAGUUCCUGGUCAGCGAGACCGAGUCGGGUAACAUCAGCAGACAGGAGGCUGUAAGUAUGAUCCCUCCUCUGCUGAUGAAGAUUGAGCCCCACCACAAGAUUCUGGACAUGUGUGCUGCUCCUGGAUCUAAGACGGUGCAGUUGAUUGAGAUGCUCCAUUCUGAUAUGGACGUACCCUUCCCAGAGGGCUUUGUGAUAGCCAACGACGUGGACAACAAGCGUUGUUACCUGCUGGUGCACCAGGCUAAGAGACUGAACAGCCCCUGUAUCAUGGUGGUGAACCAUGAUGCCUCCUGCAUCCCCAGACUACAGAUAGACACGGAGGACGGACAGAAGGGCACACUGUUCUACGACCGCAUCCUCUGCGAUGUCCCCUGCAGUGGAGAUGGCACCAUGAGGAAGAACAUUGAUGUGUGGAAGAAAUGGACCACCAGUAACAGCCUGCAUCUCCAUGGUCUCCAGAUCCGUAUAGCAGUGCGUGGUGUGGAGCAGCUAGCUGUAGGAGGGAGGAUGGUCUACUCUACCUGUUCACUCAACCCUAUAGAGGACGAAGCUGUCAUAGCAACGCUACUGGAGAAGAGUGAAGGCGCGUUAGAGUUAGCAGAUGCGUCAGUUGAUCUCCCAGGGUUAAAAUGGAUGCCUGGAGUCACCAAAUGGAAGUUGAUGACUAAGGAGGGUCAGUGGUAUAAGGACUGGUCCGAGGUGCCAGCCAACCGCCACACACAGAUCAGACCCACCAUGUUCCCUCCCACAGACACAGAGAAACUGGCCAAUAUGAAGUUGGAGAGAUGUAUGAGGAUCCUGCCCCAUCACCAGAACACAGGAGGCUUCUUUGUAGCUGUCCUGGUCAAAAAAGCCCCCAUGCCCUGGAACAGAAGAUUUCCCAAGUUGAGGAAGGAGCAGUCAUCCAGCUCCGUGCCCCAGCCAGAGGACUCUCCAGUGGGCACUCCUCUUCCUGAGAUGCCCUUGGAGGAUGGAGAGAGAGAUGGAGGGAAGGAGGCAGGAGAGGACUCGCCCAAAGAGGCAGGCGAUCAGACCAAGGAACCCAACGUGUGUGGGCCUCCUCCCAAUAAAAAGAUGAAGAGACAUGGUUUUAAAGAAGACCCCUUUGUCUUCCUCACUGAAGACGACCCGGUCUUCCCCCCGAUAGAGUCAUUCUAUGACCUGUCUCCAGACUUCCCUAAGAUAAACGUUCUGACCAGAACCCACGAGGGAAAGAAGAGACAUCUGUACAUGGUCUCCAAGGAGCUACGCAACGUCAUGCUCAACAACAGUGAGCGAAUGAAGUGUGUUUUGCAGGUGAUCAACACAGGGGUGAAGGUGUGGUCUCGCAACAGCGACGGGGAGGAGUUUGGCUGUGCCUUCAGACUAGCCCAGGAGGGUAUCUAUACUCUGUUUCCCUACAUCCGCUCCAGGAUGAUCACAGUGAGUGUUGAGGACAUUAAGAUUCUACUGACUCAGGAGAACCCGUACCUCAGCAAACUGGAGGAAGAUGCUCACCAACAGGCCAAGAAGAUGGGAAUGGGCAGCAUUGUGUUAAAAUACCGGCCUGACAAUAGUAACCCUGAUGGUCCUCAGUGUCCUAUAGAGCUGUGUGGCUGGAGAGGCAAGACCUCCAUCAGAGCCUUCGUGCCCCGCAACGAGAGGUUCCACUACCUCCGCAUGCUGGGGGUCGAGGUAUUCAGAGACAAACAGGGGCAGGGACCCAGGGAGGAAGAGAAGGAGGUGAAGGAGGGAGAGGGAGAGACGGAGAAUGGGAAUAAAGAUGUCAGCACAAAACAGGAGUUGAGAGGUGAACAUCGAGGUGACGAGCACCUGAGAGGAGAUGAGAGGGAGGGAGGAGGGGAGGUUUUGACCAGCACCUGAAAGGAGAUGAGAGGGAGGGAGGAGGGGAGGUUUUGACCAGCACCUGAAAGGAGAUGAGAGGGAGGGAGGAGGGGAGGUUUUGACCAGCACCUGAAAGGAGAUGAGAGGGAGGGAGGAGGGGAGGUUUUGACCAGCACCUGAAAGGAGAUGAGAGGGAGGGAGGAGGGGAGGUUUUGACCAGCACCUGAAAGGAGAUGAGAGGGAGGGAGGGAGGAGGGGAGGUUUUGACCAGCACCUGAGAGGAGUAGAAAGAAAUGUGUAUCUCAAUAGUCUUAACAAGUUUUCCUCUCUUUGGCUGCACUGAUGUUAAUGAACUGGAGGUCAUCCACCAUGUUGUCACCCAUGUUUUUGCAGAUGGAGAAGAGGGCUUGAGAAACCACUUUAGACUAGUAAGAUACACGGAGGAGGGAGGAAGAGGUGCUGUAUGAGGUUGAGCAGUGCUGGCCAGACUAGAGCUAGACCAAACGUGAGAGAGAAGAGGGGUGUUAGGUAGCUCAGUAGUACUUCGAAACCACUGCCAUAGCAGAAUGGCCACCCCUCCUAGACAGGGCAUGUGGACUCUUUCAUGCUCCCCCAGACUUGGUGUGCUUCAAUGCUUUAGUGACUUUUAUUUUCUAUUGUCGGUUUUAUUUGAACAAAACUCAACUCCACUGGCAAAACAUGGAGAGAGUGUUGUUUAUUUUCUUAUUGUGCAUGUUUGAAGGUUUCUCUUAAUGGCCAUUUCAUUUUUUACCAUUGUAAGUAAGAAGAAAGGUGGAAUUGAUUAAAAGUAUUAAAUUCAUAUAAAGUCUC
Salvelinus fontinalis (brook trout) is the source of this 3434-nucleotide messenger RNA. Its product is annotated as RNA cytosine-C(5)-methyltransferase NSUN2-like. The coding region runs from base 354 to 2642 and encodes 762 amino acids. Lineage: Eukaryota; Metazoa; Chordata; Actinopteri; Salmoniformes; Salmonidae. The transcript has 19 exons. Gene Ontology annotation, cellular component: nucleus; cytoplasm. Gene Ontology annotation, biological process: tRNA methylation. The record is from RefSeq and is a predicted model, not a curated record. Gene Ontology annotation, molecular function: tRNA (cytidine-N5)-methyltransferase activity; tRNA binding.